This is a messenger RNA of Pungitius pungitius (ninespine stickleback), 6612 nucleotides long. RefSeq names its product adaptor related protein complex 3 subunit delta 1 (gene ap3d1). NCBI's taxonomy places the organism in Eukaryota, Metazoa, Chordata, Actinopteri, Perciformes, Gasterosteidae. Gene Ontology annotation, biological process: protein targeting to vacuole; Golgi to vacuole transport; neurotransmitter receptor transport, postsynaptic endosome to lysosome. The transcript is spliced from 35 exons. Gene Ontology annotation, cellular component: presynaptic endosome; endosome membrane; AP-3 adaptor complex. Bases 251 to 4063 code for a protein of 1270 amino acids. The record is from RefSeq and is a predicted model, not a curated record.
UUUCCUUCACUGAUCCAUCUCCCAGCACAGCGCACAGGACGCCCCGCACACCGGCCUCAGCUUCCUCUUCUCUUCCCCCCCCCCUCCCCUCCGCCGGCUCGGUGAAAAAAAAAAAAACAGCAACAGACCCCCCGCACGCACGGUACCCCGGGUGGAUGAGAGACAGUGCAGAGGGUCGGUCGGCACCCACUAGACCUCUGGAAGGCGCUUGGCCCCCGCGGGACGGCAGCGGUACAAGUCACGGGCGAACAUGGCUUUGAAGAUUGUCAAAGGGAGCAUCGAUCGGAUGUUCGAUAAAAAUCUGCAGGAUUUAGUACGUGGCAUUCGGAAUCACAAGGAAGAUGAGGCCAAAUACAUCUCCACAUGCAUCGAUGAGAUCAAACAGGAGCUCAAGCAGGACAACAUCGCCGUCAAGGCCAACGCUGUGUGCAAGCUCACCUACCUUCAGAUGCUGGGCUAUGAUGUCAGCUGGGCCGCUUUCAACAUUGUUGAAGUCAUGAGCUCCUCCAAGUUCACAUACAAGAGGAUAGGCUACCUGGCGGCCUCGCAGUGCUUUCACGAGAGCACUGAUGUCAUCAUGCUGACAACCAAUCAGAUCCGAAAGGAUCUCAGCAGUCCCAACCAGUAUGACACAGGUGUUGCUCUCACCGGCCUCUCUUGUUUUGUGACCCCUGACCUGGCUCGGGACUUGGCCAAUGACAUCAUGACACUGAUGUCCCACACUAAGCCCUACAUCAGAAAGAAAGCGGUGCUGAUCAUGUACAAGGUGUUUCUGAAGUACCCGGAGUCCCUGCGCCCUGCUUUCCCCAGGCUCAAGGAGAAGCUGGAGGACCCAGACCCAGGUGUCCAGUCUGCGGCGGUUAACGUCAUAUGUGAGCUGGCUCGGAGAAAUCCCAAGAACUACUUGUCUCUGGCACCACUCUUCUUCAAACUCAUGACUUCUUCCACCAACAACUGGGUUCUCAUUAAGAUCAUCAAGCUGUUUGGUGCGCUCACACCUCUGGAGCCGCGCUUGGGGAAGAAGCUGAUCGAACCUCUGACUAACUUGAUCCACAGUACCUCUGCCAUGUCUCUGCUCUACGAAUGUGUCAACACUGUGAUUGCAGUGUUGAUUUCCCUGUCCUCUGGGAUGCCUAACCACAGUGCUAGUAUCCAGCUCUGUGUGCAGAAACUGCGAAUCCUGAUCGAGGACUCGGACCAGAACUUGAAGUACCUGGGCCUGCUGGCCAUGUCAAAGAUCCUGAAGACCCACCCCAAGUCGGUGCAGUCUCACAAAGACCUCAUCCUGCAGUGUCUGGAUGACAAGGACGAGUCCAUCCGCCUGAGAGCUCUGGACCUGCUCUAUGGCAUGGUUUCGAAAAAGAACUUAAUGGAGAUUGUAAAGAAGCUGAUGCUCCACGUGGACAAAGCUGAAGGAACCACCUACAGAGAUGAGCUGCUCACAAAGAUCAUAGACAUCUGCAGCCAGAGCAACUACCAGUACAUCACCAACUUUGAAUGGUACAUCAGCAUCCUGGUGGAGCUGACCCGGUUAGAGGGCACACGGCACGGCCACCUCAUCGCCUCUCAGAUGCUGGACGUGGCCAUUCGGGUCAAAGCCAUCCGGGUCUUUGCUGUUGCCCAGAUGGCCACUCUGCUGGACAACGCCCACCUGAUGACGGGCAACGUGCAGCGGAAGGGCAUCUGUGAGGUGUUGUAUGCGGCCGCCUGGAUCUGCGGGGAAUUCUCUGAACACCUGGAGAACCCGACACAGACGCUAGAGGCCAUGCUGCGGCCAAAGGUGGCCACCCUACCGGGCCACAUCCAGGCGGUGUAUGUGCAGAACGCAGCCAAGCUGUUUGCCACCGUGCUUAAGAGCCAGGAGGGGAACACGGACAGCACAGCAGCACAGGAAACCAGCCAGCUGAUGAUAGAAAGGCUGCCGCUGUUUGUCCAGAGCGCCAACCUGGAGGUGCAGGAGAGGGCGUCCUGCAUCCUGCAGCUGGUCAAGUACAUCCAGAAACUGCAACAGAAGGACGUAGAGGUAGCGGAGGAAGUCAUCGCUCUGUUUGCUGGAGAACUCAACCCUGUGGCCCCAAAAGCACAGAAAAAAGUGCCUGUUCCCGAAGGUCUGGACUUGGAUGCCUGGAUCAACGAGCCGCCAUCUGAGAGCGAGUCAGAGGACGAUCAGCCCAAGGCUAUUUUUGCCAAGGAGGAGACCAAACACUCCCGCACCCGUCACACUGAGGUGGACGAGAAGGAGCUGGCAAAGAGGAGAGAAGUCAGGAAGCAGGAGCAAGCCAACAACCCGUUCUACAUAAAGGCCUCCCCGUCCUCUCAGAAGGUGUACCAGGAGGCUCCAGGAGUGGAGCACAUCCCGGUCGUGCAGAUUGACCUCAGUGUGCCUCUCAAAGUCCCAGGUCUCCCCAUGUCUGACCAGUAUGUGAAACUGGAGGAGGAGCGUCGCCAGAAAGAGAGGGUGGAGAAGAAGAAGAAGGACAAGAAGAAGAGGAAAGAAAAGGGCGGCGGACGACGGAAGAAACGCGAUUCGGGCCCCGAGAGCGAGGAGGACAUCACGCCCGCGCACAUGGUCGACAUCGUUACCGAGGAGAUGCCGGAGAAUGCCUUACCCAGUGAUGAUGAUGACAAAGAUCCCAAUGACCCUCACAAAGCCCUGGACAUCGACCUGGACAACUUGAUGGAGAUGGCCGCACGCAGGCCGCUUGCCGACAGCGAGAUGCUGCCGGUCAGGUCACAUCGUGCGGCCGAGGCUCUCAAAAGCCCGGUGGAAGAUGGCGACGCCGAGGCCGCCGCUUCACAGGAGCCCAAGAAGAAGAGCAGCAAAGAAAAGCGAGAGAAGAAGAAGGAUAAAGAGAAGGACAGGAAGAAGAGCAAAGACGACAAGAAGAAGAAGAAACACAGACGUGAGGAAAAGGAGGAGGAUCUUCUCGGGGGUCAGGCAGACGGGCCUGUUGCCCAAUCAAAAGAAACCAGCGAGGCGGCUGCACCCCCCGCCGCCAACACCGCUGAGGUUUCGGACCUGGAUUUCUGGCUCUCAAACGCUCCAGUGCCCCCUAACGCCCAGGAAGCAGCCACCUCGGCAGAAGCAGCCCCCGUCCCCGAGACGGCCUCCGGCACGGCGCCGGACUCCGAGCCCGACGAACCCAAAGACACCGAGCCGGAGGAGACUGAAAAGAAGUCCUCCAAACACAAGAAGAAGAAGCAGAAAAAGGAGAAGGAGGAUAAGGAGAAGAAAAAGAAGAAGAAGCAUCAUCACCAUCAUCACCACAGUGACGGUGGUGGGGAGGAGUCGGUGCAGAACGGCACCAUGGAGGAGGAAGAGCCUCUGCCGCCCAUGUCCAAUUACUGCCUGCUGGCUGAGAGCUCCUACAUCAAGAUGAUGAUCGAGGAUACCACUCAGGAAAAUGACAUCCAGGGAAACCUGCAGGAUGGCAGUCAGGUGGUGGUGUCUAUUAUAUUUGAAAACAAGUGUGACAGCUUCCUCAAAUCCAUGGAGUUCAACGUCCUGGACUCUCUCAACGCCAAGCUGCAGAGGCCUGAGGGGUCGGGUCCACAUGACGGCCUCACCGUCCCCUUCCAACUUCCACCUGGGGUGUCCAAUGAGGCGCGAUUUGUCUUCGCUGUGCAGAGCAUCGUAAUGCCCCAGAAACUGAAGGGAACCCUCACCUUCAUAGUGAAGAAUGAGGACUCCUCCACUCACGAGAAACUGGACUUCAAACUGCACUUUACCUGCUCGUCCUACCUAAUCACUACUCCUUGCUACAGCGACGCCUUUGCAAAGCUGCUCGAGUCGGGGGACCUGAAGUGCAGCUCUGUCAGACUGGAGGGAGUCAGCCAGCCGUUCCACCACCUACUGGCCAGGAUCUGCUUCCACCAUCAUUUUUCUGUUGUGGAGAGGGUGGACUCUUGUGCCUCCAUGUACAGCCGGUCCAUCCAGGGUCACCACGUCUGUCUGCUGGUCAAAACUUCUGGUCAGACGGUGUCCAUCGACGCUAAAUGUGAUGAGCCGACGCUGCUUGGGAAUGUGCUGGAUGAGAUCAAGCAGACCUUCUCUCAGUGCUGAUUGUGUCCCGACGGCCCCCGGGACGCCCCUGACCCCCCUCCCUCCUCCACGCCUCCGCGCCCUCGCUGAAACACAACAUAAUCAUGUUACGAAAACACUGCGGCUGGCACCUCCAGUAUGGCCCUAUUUAUUAGUCCUCAGAUUCGCAAGAUUUCUAUCCCCUUCCCUUCUUCUUCGGUGUCCCACACUCUGUGAUCCCGCUGCACUCUGAGCUCUGUGCUCACUCCCCGACUCUCAAUGUUGUUUUACAGACUCGCUGUGUACAUGCGCCGUCUUCUCCCCCAAAGCCGCCUCACCUUCACCUGUUUAUUUGAGUCUCAGACAGCCCCCGCCUUCUUACUCUGACUCUGUCAUGCGCUCCUGUUUCUGGAUCCCCAGCAUCCUCUGCUCUUUCCCACGAAACUCCGCCGCCCCACUUUGUCGGCAAUUCGGUUUGUGACAGUAAUGUAAUGUUGACAACUCGACUUUUCUUUUGUCGACGGUUGAAUUGUGAUUUUACUGUUUUCAAAGGUUUGCUUUAUGUUUGUUUUGAUCGUCUUUUUUUGUGUGUGUCUGAAACCUGUCUGCGCCUUUGUUUCGCCCCCUUCUUUCUGCCCACUAAACAUCUGUGUAAACUCGUUCAGCCCUGUGUGUGUGUGUGUGUGUGUGUGUGUGUGUGUGUGUGUGUGUGUGUGUGAGAGAGUGUGCACUCUGCUUGGCUUUUUAGGCCUGGAAAAAAUGUGUGACUGACUCUCUUAGACUGGUCCUAGCUGGAAAGAAAUGGGGACUCUCUCUUGCUCACUGUUAGCAUCUGCAGUGCUAAUGGUGUGGAGCUAACACCCACAGCUACAUAUAAGGUAUGGGAUUAGAACUUCUGCCGGAGCCCCCACUCGCCUUUUUGGCUCACAGCAGAUCUGCUACUGUUGGUUCGGUGAUUUGGUUUUGCUCUGUGAAUUAGCUGUGGAGCCCCCCCACCCCCCCCAAUAGAUCCACUCCAUGAUCAAGUAACAGUUCCCCCGCCGCCACAGAUCUCGUACCAUAUCAUUCCUUUCACACACCAAAGACUAAUUGGAUGGCAGUAGUAUAAAAAUAAUUUGAUAAAACUCCAGUAGACUUUUAACGUGAGAUUUCAUGACGGUUGUCACCAUUAUCAAACGCCUCUGGGACUCACCGAUGGUUGGUUUAUUUGCAUUGACGAUAUAUUGCUGAAGCAGAAGGAUACGGUUAUUUCUAUGGUGCCGAGGGUCCUCAUUUGUGUCACCGAAUGGACGAGUCUGUGACAACAACAUAGUCUUGCACGCAGAGAGCGGCCCGUGUUACAUCGCUGCCGUGGCCUCUUUGCCCUGGAAAAAUGGUACACAAUCAACGUAUUUUUAAUAUUUCCGUUUUUUAGGUUGGGCUCGCUGUUCGCAGAGAGCAUCGCCUGGUCAGUGGCUUUUAGGCGCCCUUUCAAUCAGUAUUUGGCAACGUGGCUUCCAGCGUAAGGAAGCGUCCACGUUUUUGUCUGUUUUCACGUGCAAUCAUGUGAGACAUUUACACCUGUGCCACUUUGACGUUGCAUCUCAGUAGCUGGUUGGCCGACGCCCACCUGGCGUCUACCCACAUGAACCCCGACGCUUCUUCUCCCUUCAGUAACUGCCUUGCCACUUUUGUUGUACAUUGACCUGUAACCAUGAACGUAAUGGGCCAUUUUACAAAAUAAAUGGCCUCUUGUAAAACUCAGAGGUACUUGAGUCUUUUAAUUUGUGUUAUUCGUAGGUCACCACUCGGUCCAGCACGACUUAACCUUGUAGUAGAAAGAUAAAAACUGACUUGGUAGUGUCUCCGAUCAUAUAUAAUGGCAAGGCCCUCUUCAUAUCUGUUUGCUAUUGUAGAUAACUCCUGUGAUAAUGAUGUCAGAGACCGGCGGAUCAGGUCAGCCACUCCACAAGAUAUUCUGUCCUGUAAUAGUCUGAAUACAGAGGUGAUCAGCUGUAUUUCAGGAAUGUCAAUGGUAAACGAUUAGGUAUCUAUUCCCUGUUCUUGAAAACGACUGAUAAAAGAGAAACCCAACCGCCCUAAUCAUACAUUGUCCUGAUUGUCAUUAUUUUUUGUGCAUAAUAUUUGAUUAAAAUUUGUAUAUUGCAUGAUUAUGAAUGUACACUUUUUACUUUUUCUGUUUGAUUGACAUGCUUACACAAAGAUUCCAUUCUUUUUUUUUCUUCACCUUUUUUCCUUUUUUAUUGAAGUUUACGUCAUACAACAAGGGGAAAGGAGGUUAGUGAUGCUGAGGGAAUGGGGCGCCGACGAUUAAAUGGAGAAGAACAGAUCACAUAAAGCAGUGUACGGAGAGGCAUCUUUGCUGUCUUCAUGAUCUUUUUGGUUGAGUUGUGAGUUAUUUUUAAGUUUGGCUUGUGACAUUGAAGUAUACUCUCGUAUGACACUGACAUCGGAAGGUCCUGUCUGUUUGUGUCUCCAUAUCUCAUCAAGCUGUACAAUAUAAAAUGUUUUAAAGGGGACAACGUAAAUUAUCGACAUUCCCUUUAAGGAAAGUCGACCAAAAAAUUCGAAAAUAAAGGCUGUAAAAAGCU